This is a messenger RNA of Leptosia nina, 1020 nucleotides long. The record is from the annotation of a GenBank genome assembly. NCBI's taxonomy places the organism in Eukaryota, Metazoa, Arthropoda, Insecta, Lepidoptera, Pieridae.
AUGACGACAGCGACUGAAAAUAAACCUAAAGAAAACGUAGAUUACUAUGACCAAGUGUUACCAAAAAAGGAGCCCAAAUUUAUGACGCCAAUUAGAAGGUGGGAAAAACGAAUGGGUCUAGUGACACCAAUCGUGUGGACCAACGCUAUUAUCCUUACAUUACUUCACGUAGCAGUUCCGGGAUACACAAUAUAUCUUCUGUGUCAUGGAAUAAGAUGUUUAAGGCAGACGUUAAUAUUCCAAGUGCUGUACGGUCAAAUGGUUGGAUUAGGCAUCUCAUGUGGAAUACAUCGCCUCUGGUCGCACCGAACUUUUAAAGCCACAACGCCACUACAAAUAUUGCUGUUGUUUUUCUUUUCAACUACUGGACAAAACAAUGUAUUUGACUGGGUGAGAGAUCAUCGCGUGCAUCAUAAAAUGUCCGAAACAUCAGCUGACCCUCACGACUCCACUAGAGGCUUCUUCUUCGCCCACUUCGGUUGGCUCAUGAUGAAGAAACAUCCCCAUGUCAUUGAGGAAGGCAAGAAGGUCGACAUGAGUGAUAUAACCAGCGACCCCAUACUCUCUUUUUAUAAUAAACACUUCAUGUUUUUCAAAAUAUUCUGCUGCUUUUACCUUCCAACUAUGGUACCGGUAUGGUUUUAUGGUGAAGAGUUGUACAUCGCAUUUUUAGCUACUGUCUUACGUUUCGUUUAUUCGACGAACAUAACAUCCAGCGUGAACAGUUUUGCACAUCUGUAUGGAAUGAGGCCUUAUAACAAACAUAUAGCACCAGUGCAAAACAUCGGUGUUUCCAUUCUCGCAUACGGCGAAGGCUGGCACAACUACCACCAUGCAUUCCCCUGGGAUUACAAAUCCGCUGAGUUGCCAUAUUUCAUUAACGUUAGUACUCUGUUCCUCGAUGUUGCAGCCUAUCUGGGACUUGCAUAUGAUUUGAAAACGGCGUCUCCUUCACUCAUUGAUGCUGUCGCUCAAAGCAUGGGAGAUAAUAGCCGAAAGCAUCGCAAGAAAGAGAUUUAA